GAAGACAGAUGGAGAAAGUUCUGCUGAUUGUCCUGGCUGCCUCAGUAGACGCCCAGAUCCGAUUGGUUGGACCAUCUCGCUGUUCUGGUAGAGUUGAAGUUUACUAUAAUGGAACCUGGGGAACCGUGUGUGAUGAUCUCUGGGACCUUCACGAGUCCACGGUGGUCUGCAGACAGGUGGGCUGUGGGCUGCCAAAGAGUGCCCCAAUGGCAGCAUACUUUGGUGAAGGAACCGGGCAGAUCUGGCUGGACGACGUGGCCUGUGUGGGAAAUGAAAGCAGUUUGCUUGAGUGCCCUCAUAACAGAUUUGGAAACCAUAACUGUGGACACAGAGAGGAUGCUGGUGUCAUUUGUGAAGAUGCCCAGUUCAGAUUAACUGGUCCAACAAGGUGUUCUGGAAGAGUUGAAGUUUACUAUGAUGGAUCCUGGGGAACAGUGUGUGAUGACGCCUGGGACAUGAAUGAAGCCGCGGUGCUCUGCAGACAGCUGGGCUGUGGCCCGGCGCUGAGUGCACCAACGAGGGCCCACUUCGGUGUGGGAACUGGACAGAUCUGGCUUGAUGACAUGGACUGUUCCGGUAGUGAAAAGAGCCUCUCUGAGUGCUCCAACCCCGGCUUCGGGAUACAUAACUGUGGACACAGUGAAGACGCCAGCGCCAUGUGUGCUGCUUCCCAGAUCAGGUUAACUGGCCCAACCAGGUGCUCCGGGCGGGUGGAGGUGUUCUUCAACAGCAGCUGGGGAACGGUGUGUGACGACGGCUGGGACCUAACUGAUGCUGCGGUGGUCUGCAGACUGCUGGGUUGUGGGCUGCCGCAGACUGCCCUCAGCGGUGCACACUUCGGUGAAGGAACCGGGCAGAUCUGGCUGAGCAAUGUGGGCUGCUCCGGACUGGAAGACACUCUGACUGAGUGCUCCCACAGCGGCUUUGGGAUAAACAGCUGUGGACACGCUGAAGAUGCUGGUGUCAUCUGUGGCUCUCCGGUUAGAUUAGCUGGUCCAAGCAGGUGUUCUGGACGAGUGGAGGUCUACCACAGCCAGACCUGGGGAACAGUGUGUGAUGACGGCUGGGACAUGAAUGAUGCGGAGGUGGUCUGCAGGGAGCUGGGCUGUGAUAGAGCACAUGGAGCUCCAGUAGGAGCCCUUUUUGGCCCAGCAGCUGGGAGCAUCCUGAUGGAUGACCUGGUCUGUUCUGGACCUGAGGGCAGCCUGUCUGAGUGUGCCCACAGAGGGUUUGGGUUACAUAACUGUCAACAUACUGAAGAGGCUGGAGCCAUCUGUGAAGUCAUUACGAAGAAAGUGGUGAGACUGAAAGUGCUUCAAAGCUCCUCUCUGGACCUGAACCAUCCUGCUGUUCUGGAGAGCCUGCUGAAGCAGCUCAAACAGAAGCUGCAGGACCAGGGGCUGAAAGGAGAUAUCAAGCUGAGCUGGAUGACCUCAGAUGGAAAGAUCUUCAAAAAGGAUGAAGAGGAGACUAAAUAA
This is a messenger RNA of Fundulus heteroclitus (mummichog), 1478 nucleotides long. Its product is annotated as deleted in malignant brain tumors 1 protein-like. The coding region runs from base 9 to 1478 and encodes 489 amino acids. The transcript is spliced from 7 exons. Gene Ontology annotation, cellular component: membrane. NCBI's taxonomy places the organism in Eukaryota, Metazoa, Chordata, Actinopteri, Cyprinodontiformes, Fundulidae. The record is from RefSeq and is a predicted model, not a curated record.